GUACAACACAUUGAAUAUUAGUUCAGCAGAUAGUCAAAAUGAUUGAAUAUCAGUUUAGCAGAAAUGAUUGAACUUUGUAGGAGACAUUUCGUGCGUUUAAAAUGCAUCGCUCAUGCUAUGGCUAUGUUCAUUAUAUUUGUGCGUAGUUUAAAUAAUGUUCUUGGUCAUUUUAGUCGAGCUUUUAAUACAAAGAUGAAUGCGAUCAGCGGCGACCGGUAGUGACGCCAGAGAGACGGUCUCAAGGUGCGUCUUUUACUGCGGCUGCCGUCAAAAUCACGGCGUUCAAACAAUGCACGUAUUGUUUUAAACAGGACUGACUUGCUGUCUGCUGUUGACUGUUGAGAAGCACUGUCUUGAGGUCCACUGCAGCGCCUUCAGACCCGUGUUUUUAAAGUGCUUGUGUAGUCUGCAGUGCUGCAGUAAUUGGUCGCAGUGUCCUGGUCAUUACGUGCCGCGAGCCGCGAUAAAAUGGGUCAAAAUCUCUGUGAAAAGUCAUAAAUUUCAAAAAGAGAGUAAAAUGGACUAUAGACGCAAGAGGAGACUGACCUUCUUCACUAUAGGACUGAUCUUCUUACUGAGCGGGAUCGAGUACGCUGUGAUUUUGCCCACAAUAUGGAGGUAUCUGCAGACGUUAAACGCAGCACCGUACUUUCUUGGUCUCAGCCUAUCAGCAUUCAGCUUCAGCGGGCUUCUCGCUGGUCCUUUGUUUGGCUUCUGGUCAGAUCGCACACUCUCCACCAAAAAAAUCAUCCUGUUCGCCAAUGUCUUUGAGAUUGUCGGUAAUUUCAUGUAUUUUAUGGGAUACUCCAAAUGGUUAUUGCUCUGCAGUCGUCUAGUUGCAGGUAUUGGCACUGGUGCUGGAUCAUCGAUCUUCGGCUUCUUGACUAGAAAUACAGCUCCUGAGGACCGUUCAACUGUUUUUGCUGCGGUUAUGGCCUCCCGUCAAGCUGGGCUUCUCAUUGGUCCUGCAUUCAAUAUCUUUCUCAGACUCUGUAACUUCCAGAUCGGACCUUUUACAGUGAACAAAUACACUUCCCCGGGACUCUUCAUGUGCCUGCUGUGGAUCCUUCUUCAGUUUGUCAUCCUGUUCAUGUACUGGGACUUCACUUCUCAAGACGAAACGUGUCAGAGGAACGGAGUGGAGCGGGAGGAGGUGGAGCAGGAGGAAGAAGAGGGAAAACCUUUGGUUGGGCACAACGAGCUCACUGGCUCAUACGGGACGGUCACCAGCGUCCAGUCCAGGACCUCUUCAGUGGCCAACGGAGAAGUGACCCAUGUUUCCCCUCCGCCUUCACCUCCACCUGAGGAGGUCAACUCCAGUCCCUUCAAGAACUUCAGUGCCAGCAGAGAGUUCCUCAGAGAGGAGGUGGUUGUGCUGCUGGCUGCUCAGUUUAUCACACUGUUUAAUCAGACAGCUCUGGAGACUAUGGUGACUCCUCUGACGCAGAAGUUCUUUAACUUUGGCGAGUUGGAGAACAGCAUCAUGUACUGUGUUUGUGGCGUCGAGGUAAUCUCUGGCUUCCUGUUCGUGCGCUGGUUGAGCAAGCGUGUGGCGGAGCGAGUGGUGCUGGCCGUCGGCCUCAUCCUCUGCAAUAUCUCCUGUGUCUGGUGCCUGAUCUUCCUGGCCAAUCCUCAGGGUGGAUUUGCGUGGCAGCUGGCGGAGUUCAUCAUUGGUGUUUUCCUUCAGGUCCUGGGCCUUCCUUUUGUGGCAGUCGCCCAGGUGUCUCUCUUCUCCAAAAUUACAUCAGAGAAGACGCAAGGGUUCACUCAGGGGAUCCGGCGCUCUGUCGGAGGACUGGCCACCAUUCUCGGGCCUCUCUGGGCGGGCGGGCUGACCUCUGACCUGUACAUCAUGCUGGGGCUGAUGAUGGGUCUGCUCGCUCUACUCACCAUCAUGAUGGUGGUGUCGUAUGAGCGGCUGGUGGCACCCGUAACUGUAGACAAUCCCACAGGAACUGAGUCAGAAGACUGACGCAGGUUUGACAUCGACUAGCUUGUGCCGUUGUUGGUGAGCAAGCAGACACUGAAUCAUUUGACUCAAUAAAUCUUGAGAAAUCAGUCUAGGUUUGACUCACUUAAUGCAGCUCCAGCUGAAACACCAUCAGUGACGAGUGGACAACAUCUGGAUUCACUGCAGCAGUAGAAAUGAAUGCAGUGAAUGGAGACGUCAGGAGUGGGUAAGACCAACAUAACAAGCAGAAUGGCAAAAGCGAGGCUGAUGGAUAAAUGAGGUGAAUCUGUAGAUGUCUUCAUCUCUGCUCUGUGCAGAGCUUUGAUCAGGGCUAAGACUCUUUUGAUAAAUGCACGUUUCUGCUAUAUUUCCUAUGGAAACUCCAGUAGAUUAAAUGUUUUAGGAUUAAAAACGAAAGGCCACAAAAUCCGUUUACGAGUGUCAUGAUGUUUUUAUAUUAAUAAAGAGAUUAAUGCAAUAAGUUUAGAACAGUAUGGAUUUGUUGUUGAUUGAUUAUUUAAUCAAAGAAAAUAUUAUCCAUUUACUGAUUUUUUUAAAUGAUGCUGAGGAGGUUUGUGUUAGAAAGCUUCAUGAUUUUAUUAUUAUUAUUAUUAUUAACCAAUAAGUUUACUGAUACUUUGAAAGAAAAAAAAUAAAAGAAAUGAUAUUAUGCAACCUCAGACCCAAAAGUAGCAGGGCUGCAUUAAGAUAAAUUAAAAUUGGAAAAAAAAUAACCCCAUUACGUCUCAAAAAUAUUUUUGUCUCUCAACUCUGAAUUUUUUUCUCGCUAUUAUUAUUAUUUUAUUAAUUUUAUUAUUAUUAUUAUUUACUACAAUGAAAAAUUAAAAUAAGGCAAUUGUGACUCUUUAUCUCACAAUUCUGACUUUUCUUUUCAGAAUUGCAAGAAAAAAAGGCAGAAUUAUCAGAUUAAAAUUUGUAAUUACUUUAUUUUAUUGUUUUAUUAUUAUUAUUAUUAUUAUUACUACAAUUUAGUGGUUUAAAAUUCUUAUAUCUAGAAUAUAUUUUUCUAAAAUUGUUCAAACAAAGAUGACUUAUAACAGGUAAAUUAUAGAUCUUGACAAAACAAAAACAAAUACGAUUUCAUUUCAUAAAACCAAACUAUUAUUUUUAAAUGGUGAAAUGUCUCAGCAUGACCGGGUUAAACAUAAUGUCUCCAUGAUUUAAAAAUGUAUAAAAUAUUUUAGAAAAAAAAAAAAAAGUGAAAACACAAAAUUUCAGUUAGUUUCAUUUUGCCCCCCUCUCUCUUAUAGCCAAUUAAAAUAUAAAUUGUAGUGACAGAGAAAUAUAGUAUAUUUGGAUAAAUAUAAACAUUUAAUGAUUUUUUAAAAUAUUAAAUAUAUUUUAAUAAUAUUAAAAUAAUAGUAUUUUAAUAAUACCGUAUUACAAUAAUAAUAAGUUUUGCAUUACACUAAAGACUAAAGGUAAAUCUCAAAUGAUUGGGAUUAAUAGCAUGUUCAUUGAAUGUGUAGAAUACAGCUAUAUAUAAACUGUCCACUUGAGGGCGACAUUAACCCACAUAAAACAAUCCAGUAACCACUGAGAAUGACAGAAAUAUUGAGGCAUUUAUGAAUCUACAAUAAAGUCAUUACUCCAGUUUUCUCCUCUGCACUGGCUGACUUGUAAAGUGACAGUAUUUGUUAGUGAAACUACUCUGCGAUCACUACUAUGCAACAACAUAUUACAAUUAAUAUCUAAGAACUAUAGUGUGACUAUGGUUUUGUUAAUUUUUUUUUUUAGCAGAAAUAUUUUGUCCUUAAUACAAUUUUUGUUUUAACAUAGUUGUGUCAUAAAUUAUGCAAAUCUGUAGCACAAAUUAAGUGUGCACUUAAAUGUGUGACCAGACAAUGUGUUUAAAGAUUGUAUGUAGUUUUACUUUUGUCUUUUAUUGCAACUAUAUGUAUUAUUAUUAUUUAUCAACUACAUGUAUUAAUAUUAUUCUGUGUUUUAAAUGUUCUGAAUUAAUUUUUCAGCUUCUGAUGAAUUUACAAGGGGCAGGCUAUUUUGUUAGAUUUUUAAAAUUGUACUUUUUUUUUCUUUUUUUAAUGGGUCAUUCAUCUACAAUGAUUAAUUAUUAAAGAAAAGAAACAGCAUUGAAACAUUUUCUGUUUCUAACUGAAAAUAAUGGGAUCUGUGUUCCGAUGGGAAUCAUCCAGGUGCUUCUUGACAAAGAUUAUUAUUAUUUUUAUUUAUUUAAUUUUUUCGCGCACUGUUUUCCGUUCUGUUGUUUUCCCAUAAAGCCUAUUUUUACCCCAUGUCUCUUAAUAAACUGAAAAAUGUCUA
Onychostoma macrolepis is the source of this 4252-nucleotide messenger RNA. RefSeq names its product major facilitator superfamily domain containing 8-like 1 (gene mfsd8l1). The record is from RefSeq and is a predicted model, not a curated record. The coding region runs from base 518 to 1972 and encodes 484 amino acids. NCBI's taxonomy places the organism in Eukaryota, Metazoa, Chordata, Actinopteri, Cypriniformes, Cyprinidae. Gene Ontology annotation, molecular function: transmembrane transporter activity. Gene Ontology annotation, biological process: transmembrane transport. The transcript is spliced from 12 exons.